AUGGAUUUGGGUCUAGAAAACAAAAAAAUACUUGAAUUUUUGGAGUUAGUCGGGCGCCUUAAGCAUAUCAAAAGGACUGGAUGGGUAUUAUGUGAUAUAGAAAACUGUGAGACCAUAGCUGGUCAUAUGUACCGCAUGGGCCUGAUGACCUUCCUGCUUACAGAAAAAAAUAAUCCAACUAACCUUGAUCGUUUCAAAUGUUUACAAAUAGUAUUGAUACAUGACUUAGCAGAAUGUAUCGUGGGUGAUUUAACCCCACACUGUGGUGUGACACCAGACGAGAAACAUAGAAGAGAGGAUGAAGCGAUGAAGACAAUCGCUGAACUCACUGGUUUGGCUGGAGAUAGAAUGUAUGAGAUAUAUAAAGAGUAUGAAAACCAAAGUUCGCCAGAAGCUAAGUUCGCCAAAGAUCUUGAUCGUUAUGACAUGAUUUUGCAAGCAUUUGAAUAUGAAAAACGCGAAAAUAAACCAAAAAAGCUUGAAGAAUUCUUUCAGGCAACUUAUGGAACAUUUAAUCACCCUUUUAUACAAGGUUUAGCAAAAGAACUGUAUAAACAAAGAGAAGAAUUUGAAAAACAAUCUAUUAAUAUAGAUUGA
Molecule: messenger RNA, 597 nt
Organism: Danaus chrysippus (African queen)
Lineage: Eukaryota; Metazoa; Arthropoda; Insecta; Lepidoptera; Nymphalidae
Source: the annotation of a GenBank genome assembly